Talaromyces proteolyticus is the source of this 1923-nucleotide messenger RNA. RefSeq lists its product as uncharacterized. The record is from RefSeq and is a predicted model, not a curated record. Gene Ontology annotation, biological process: nuclear envelope organization. Bases 1 to 1923 code for a protein of 640 amino acids. Gene Ontology annotation, cellular component: meiotic nuclear membrane microtubule tethering complex; nuclear envelope. Gene Ontology annotation, molecular function: protein-membrane adaptor activity. NCBI's taxonomy places the organism in Eukaryota, Fungi, Ascomycota, Eurotiomycetes, Eurotiales, Trichocomaceae. The transcript is spliced from 2 exons.
AUGCCUCCCAGGCGGAGCGCUCAUCAGGUAGAUCCCACCUACAGUCCCUCAGGACGACGGUAUUCUCUCGGCCCCGAAUCCCCGCCGAGACGCUCACAACGUCUCGGCUCUGAGGGAGUCUCUUCAGUAAACUCAUUUUCACUACGGGCGACAACUCCUGAUGCCCGGCAACUCCACGCAACCUUGCGCGCAGCAUCUGAGAGCCCGACUAAAAGAAGAAGCCAGAGCAGGGUAGAAGACAGCGUACAUUCUUCCGUAACACCAUCCCCGCCAAUUCAACAUACCAUCUCGACUACUUCAACGCCUAAUGCUCCGAGUCUCAACCCCGCUAUUGCUACCAAUGGAGUCAGUCCGCUGGAGCCACAGACGGACCGUGGAUUCUCGUUCUUUCGAUACCCACACCUUCCCUCGCUUGGGUUUCGGAGAAAUCGCGGCUCUUCGGUGCUGCUGAGCUCCCCGCAACGUGACGAGGAAUUUGAGAAUGAGUCUGUCGUCUCAUGGAGACUAGAACGCGAGCUGCACAAGGAUGACCUGCAAAGAAGACAGGCAUUUGAUGACGAAGCAGAAACGAGUCAGGGACAGAACAUCAGAAGACCCCCUCGACGUCUAUCAGGACUGACGUGGGCAAACGACACGGCGGAUGAGCCAGAUCCGACGGCUACGACAGAUAGUCCUGAGUCGUCUCCAGUAAGGACAGCAGCAGCAAAAACAAUCAUAUCAAGCAAUGUGAUGAAACGGGAAGAUGUAGAGAGUUCUAUUGAGAGUACACGACCGUCGACUGCAGAGUUUACGGCUCCCCCAGUGGACAAACCUCGCCUAUUGCCUACGCCUUUAGAACGACAGACCUUCCAACGAGAAACUCGUCGGCGAAUCCCUUGGGGUUUCACCGUCAUAAAUGUUUCCAUGGCAAUAAUCACCGCAGCCAUCUUUUUCACUACUUGGCUUACACCAAUCAAACCAUUUGCACAUCGACAAGUCAGCUACUUACCCCUCAACGAAACCGAAGGACGAUUCGUCACCCAGCUGACCAGCGAAGUUGACAAACUGGGAUUGCAACUUUCAUCCAUGUCCCGAGAUGUACACCGCCUGAACUCCGAGCAAAAACGCGUAGUCGAACAAAUCACAGCCGUGCAACCACUAUCAGAAACAUUACCCCAAAUCAAUUUCCUUUCAUUAGGACUAGGGGCUCGUGUAGACCCAAUGCUUACCAGUCCAAGUAUCGGCACGCGCAGGACAUUCAUCCGACGAUUCUUCCAGAAUCCAUUCUUGACAUCAAGACAACCACCUCUUCCCAACCCCCCUGAAACCGCAUUACAGCCCUGGGACGAUAUCGGCGAAUGCUGGUGCAGCGCGCCGGGGAAUACCGGCCAGGCCCAGCUUGCAGUGCAACUGGGACAGCGCACAGUUCCCAACGAAGUCGUUGUCGAGCAGAUCCCGUUUGGCGCGUCACCGCAUCCCGAACUCGCGCCUCGAGAAAUGGAACUAUGGGCACGAUUCAAGCCUUAUUAUGGAAGCCACGACGCAGCCACGGCUGCAGCGACCGAAACGCCGGUGACGAGUAGAUCUAGGAGACAGGGAUGGUUCGGUGGCUGGCAAUCAACAACCUCCUCUUCGAAGCAGAAUACAAACACAUCUCCUCCGUCACUGUCUUCGUUACUGAAUACAAUAAUGGCAACGCUUCAUCAAGCUUAUCCAUCGGAGUCAGAGUCAGCGUACUCAAACGAUCGUCUCCUUGGACCAUCGUUUUUCAAACUUGGAGAAUGGGAAUAUGAUUUGCAUGGCGAGUCUGUGCAGCGCUUUCCACUCGAUGCGAUUGUUGACCUGCCCACAUUACGGGUGGACAAAGUCGUUAUUCGAGUGAAGUCUAACUGGGGAGGGAAUCACACCUGCUUAUAUCGUGUGAAAUUGCAUGGGCAUGUGUAG